UCUAGCUCCCUUCUCCAUCACUCUCCAUUAAACUUCUUGCCAAUCUCUUCUGCCUUUUAAUAAUCAGCUCGCAAAUCUCUAAUUUAAUUCAAAUUUAUUUAAUUAUAUAUACAACACUAAGCCUGUAGGCAUUAUAUAUAUAAACCUUGAAUCCCCAGCAUUACUUCAUCCACCAUAAAAGCACUCGUUCUUACUACAGUGGUGAACCCGAUGGCUGCCAGAGUUGAAAGCUUGUCGAGCAGUGGGAUUCUGUCAAUCCCAAAGGAGUACAUUCGCCCACAAGAAGAGUUGACAAGCAUCGGCAAUGUUUUCGCAGAAGAGAAGAAAGUGGAAGGGCCUCAAGUUCCCACCAUUGAUUUAAAGGAAGUGGACUGUGAGGACGAAGUUGUUCGCGAGAAAUGCAGGGAAAAGCUUGUAAGUGCGGCUAAAGAAUGGGGUGUUAUGCACUUGGUUAACCAUGGGAUUUCUGAUGAUCUCAUUAAUCGUGUGAAGAAAGCUGGGAAAGAUUUCUUUGAUCUUCCUGUUGAGGAAAAGGAGAAGUAUGCCAAUGAUCAGGCUGAAGGGAAGAUUCAAGGCUAUGGAAGCAAACUGGCUAAUAAUGCUUCUGGGCAGCUCGAGUGGGAGGAUUAUUUCUUUCAUCUUAUUUUUCCUGAGGAGAAGCGUGAUCUGUCUAUUUGGCCUAAGACACCCACCGAGUACACGGAGGCGACCAGUGAGUAUGCAAGGCAACUGAGAGGCCUAGCCACCAAAAUGUUAUCAGUACUAUCAAUCGGGUUGGGGCUAGAAGAAGGGAGACUAGAAAAAGAAGUUGGCGGACUUGAAGAGCUGCUGCUCCAAAUGAAGAUUAACUACUACCCCAAGUGCCCUCAACCAGAACUUGCCCUUGGAGUUGAAGCUCACACUGACAUUAGUGCCCUCACUUUCAUCCUCCACAACAUGGUUCCAGGUCUCCAACUCUUCUAUCAAGGCAAAUGGGUGACAGCCAAAUGCGUCCCAAAUUCCAUAAUCAUGCACAUUGGUGACACCAUUGAGAUCUUGAGCAAUGGCAAAUACAAGAGUAUUCUUCACAGGGGACUUGUUAACAAGGAGAAGGUGAGGAUUUCUUGGGCAGUUUUCUGUGAGCCACCAAAGGAGAAAAUCAUCCUUAAGCCAUUGUCUGAGCUUGUCACAGAAACAGAGCCAGCACAGUACCCUCCUCGCACAUUUGCUCAGCAUAUUGAACACAAGCUGUUCAGGAAGAACCAGGAGGCUCUUCUCUCCAAAUGAGGCUGCUCCAUUCUUGCAUGCCAAAAACUACUCCCACAUGUUAAAAUAAUUAAUAUAUGGGUUUGGCCUUGAUGUCUUGUGUUGAUUUUAAUUAGUAAUUAUGUGUAUGUCCUGCACUUUUCGUUCAUUUCUUCAGUCUACCUGCUUUGGUUGAUUAAUAAAAAUUGUUGUACUCUGUUACUUCAUCAAUGCUCCAUUCAUCAAUGUUCAUCAAUGUUGAAUCAUGAAAUUUUAUGUAGCAUUUUGCAGCGAAAA
This is a messenger RNA of Manihot esculenta (cassava), 1521 nucleotides long. Its product is annotated as leucoanthocyanidin dioxygenase. The coding region runs from base 211 to 1266 and encodes 351 amino acids. The transcript has 2 exons. NCBI's taxonomy places the organism in Eukaryota, Viridiplantae, Streptophyta, Magnoliopsida, Malpighiales, Euphorbiaceae. The record is from RefSeq and is a predicted model, not a curated record.